This is a messenger RNA of Porites evermanni, 2160 nucleotides long. NCBI's taxonomy places the organism in Eukaryota, Metazoa, Cnidaria, Anthozoa, Scleractinia, Poritidae. The record is from the annotation of a GenBank genome assembly.
AUGUUGGAUAUGCUUUCAGAAGUAGAAUAUUGUCAAAAGAUGAUUAAUACAGAGUUUCAAAAACCACUUAAAAUGACAGAAGAGGAGGAAGAAUUAUUCAAAGGAUCUGAUAGAUGUUAUAUUUGUGGUCAUAAAUAUGUAGAUAAUGAGAUAAAAGUUCGAGAUCCUUGUCACAUUACUGGAAAAUAUAGAGGAUCAGCACAUGAAGAAUGUAAUUUGAAAUUAAAGUUAGAUGCAAGUAAAUUAAAGGUGCCAGUUAUAUUUCAUAAUUUACGUGGAUAUGAUUCUCAUUUUAUAAUGCAAAAAAUUGGAUCAAUUGGAAAAAGUAAUAAUUUAAGUAUUAAUUGUAUUCCAAAUAACAUGGAAAAAUAUAUGGCUUUUAUGCUUGGUAAACAUUUAGUAUUUUUGGAUAGUUUUCAAUUUAUGGCAAGUAGUCUGGAGAGAUUGGUUGAUAAUUUACCAGGUGAUGCAUUUAAAUAUACAAGUCAAGUAUUUCAAAAUGAGAAAUUAGAAUUGAUGAAAAAGAAAGGUGUAUAUCCUUAUGAUUAUAUGGAUAGUUGGCAGAAGUUUAGUGAUCAAAAGCUGCCAGAAAAAGAUGAAUUUUAUAGUUUACUAACAGAUGAAAAUAUAUCUGAUGAGCAAUAUAAACAUGCUCAAAAAGUUUGGCAGACUUUUCAUAUGAAAACAAUGGGUGAUUAUCAUGAUUUAUAUUUGCAGUCGGAUAUUCUUUUAUUGGCGGAUGUUUUUGAGAAUUUUCGUAAAACAUGUCAUCAAUAUUAUGCAUUAGAUCCUUGUCAUUAUUUUACAUCUCCAGGUUUAAGUUGGGAUGCAAUGUUGAAAAUGACUGGUAUAAAAUUAGAGCUUAUGACAGAUAUUGAUAUGUUUCAAUUUAUAGAAAAGGGCUUACGUGGUGGUAUUUCAUAUAUUGCUAAUCGAUAUGGAAAAGCGAAUAAUAAAUAUAUGAGUGGUUAUAAUCCAGAAGAACCCAACAAUUAUAUCAUGUAUUUAGAUGCUAAUAACUUGUAUGGAUGGGCGACGAGUCAAUAUUUACCAACAGGAGGUUUUAGGUGGAUGACUGACAAACAAAUUCAAAAAUUGAAUAUAAAUGUAUGUAGAGAAGACCGCAAAAAAGGUAUGAUAUUAGAAGUAGAUUUAGAAUAUCCAAAAGACUUACAUGACAGACCUAAUGAUUAUCCUUUAGCUGCGGAAAAAAUGAAAGUUAGCAAAGACAUGCUAUCACCAUAUCGUCAAGAUAUUCAGAAGCAGUUUGGUAUAAGUAUUGGUCAGGUUUCAAAGUUAAUUCCAACAUUAUCAAGUAAAAAGAAUUAUGUGUUACAUUAUCGAAAUUUACAAUUAUAUUUAUACCUUGGUUUAAAAUUAAAGAAAGUACAUCGAAUAUUAGAAUUUGAUCAAUCACCCUGGCUGGCGAAGUAUAUAAAUUUUAACACGGAAAAGAGGAUGAAUGCGAAGAAUGCAUUUGAGAAGGACUUUUUCAAAUUAUUAAAUAAUUCAGUAUUUGGAAAAACGAUGGAAAAUAUCAGAAAACGUGUCGAUGUCAGAUUAGUAACUGAUAAAAAGAAAUUAUCCAAAUCGGCAAGCAAACCGACAUUUGUUAAUACUAAAAUAUUCAGUGAAGAUCUUGUUGCAGUUCAUAAACGAAAAGAAAUAUUAAAACUUGAUAGACCAGCUUAUGUAGGAAUGUGUAUUUUAGAUUUAUCAAAGACUCUAAUGUAUGAAUUUCACUAUAGUUAUAUUAAAAGAAGAUAUGAGAAUAAAGCGAAAUUAUUAUUUACAGAUACAGAUAGUCUAUGUUAUGAGAUCCAAACAAAAGAUAUUUAUAAUGAGCUUUGGGAAGAUAAAGAAUUAUUUGAUAAUAGUGAUUACCCAAAAGACAGUCAAUAUUAUAGUUCUGAAAAUAAAAAAGUGAUAGGUAAAUUUAAGGAUGAAGCGGCGGGAAUGCCAAUUAAAGAAUUUAUUGGGCUAAGACGUAAGAUGUAUUCAUAUGUGAAAGAAAAUAAUAAAAAUGAGAAGACGGCGAAAGGAAUCAGAAAAUAUGUGAUAAAAAAAGAGAUAACACAUGAGAAUUAUAAAGAUUGUUUAUUUAAUCGUAAACAACUAUUACAUAAGAUGAAUACGAUUAGAUCAAAUAGGCAGUUAUAA